Messenger RNA from Aspergillus chevalieri, 504 nucleotides. Its product is annotated as seipin co-factor family protein. NCBI's taxonomy places the organism in Eukaryota, Fungi, Ascomycota, Eurotiomycetes, Eurotiales, Aspergillaceae. The record is from RefSeq and is a predicted model, not a curated record. The transcript has a single exon. The coding region runs from base 1 to 504 and encodes 167 amino acids.
AUGGCAAUCCCAGUCGAAAAUGGCUACUCCAACACCGCACCCCAAUUCAAACCCGAAUCCCUCCCACCACCAAAACCAAAACAAACCUCCCAAUUUCAACCCCAAUCCGAUAAACAAUCCAAAAUCGAAUACCUACACAACCUCAUAUACACCUACAUCAACCCCCCCGCCACCGCCGCCCUAACAAACCUCCAAAACCACUUCAACGCCCACCCGCUCCUAACAACCUUCCUCGUCGCCCAAUUCCUAACCUCUAUUCUACCGCUCCUCCUUUUUACGACUGGCGUGUUGACGGCUGGCCUCGUUUCGGCGGGGUUAUUUGCGUUUUUGGGAUUACUGGUGUUGGGGCCGGUUCUGGUGAUUACGGGUGUGUUAGGGGUUGUGGCUUGGGGAUGGGGAUGGGGGGUGUUUCUGGUGGGGAGGUGGGUUUGGGGGAGUUAUGCUGAGAGAUACCGCGGUGGUUAUGGGGAGGGGGGUAUGUUAAGAGGGAGAAUGGGGUGUUGA